This is a messenger RNA of Paramecium tetraurelia, 1833 nucleotides long. RefSeq lists its product as uncharacterized. Lineage: Eukaryota; Ciliophora; Oligohymenophorea; Peniculida; Parameciidae. The transcript has 6 exons. The record is from RefSeq and is a predicted model, not a curated record.
AUGAAUGAAUAUCAAUCUUAUACGUCUGAUAACCGUAAAUCGAAAUAAACCAUAAAUACUAUGGAAGAGCUUAGCAAAAAUCAAUCAUUCAGAAUUCUCAAAUUGUAAACAUCUGGAUUAGGCAAAUUAAAUAAUAGUAGUAAAAGAAACCCUUAAAACUUUGAUGUUUCUUAAGUGUCUACGUCUAUGCCAUUAAGUUAGAAGAAUAUGUUAUCAUUUUUGGCUCAUGAGGAGUAGUCCAAGCGUCCAAAUUCCUAUGAAUAAUUGUUUUAUGAUUUGUAAUAAUCAAAGCAAUAAGUUAACAAUCUUAAAGAUGAGAACACCCGACUGAGAACCAAAGUGCAACACAAUGAAAGAGAAUUCUAAAAGUAUGAGAACUUGAUAGAGGAUUUAACUACUCAAAAGAAAUCGAACAAUCAAGAUCUUCAGAUUAUUUCACUAAGGAAGCAAGUCAAGGAUAAGAGCUCAGAAUUGGAGGAUAAAAUGAAGGAAAUGGAAAUUUUAAAGAGGAAUAGUAAAGUUUGCAAAUUAUAGGAAUUGGAGGUACUGAUGUUAAUUGAAUUGUAGGUUGAAAAAAAAGUGUAUUUCGAAUAAACCCUUAUGAUGAAGCAUAUGUUGUAAAUGGCCUAAGAUCAAAUUUAAUACCAAAAAAGCAAAUUAGAAUAAGUGUAACAAUUAGAAUCUCAAUUAGAUGUUUGUCACGAAUAACUAUUUAAAUUAUAAUAAUAAAACAAUGAGUCACUAGAUAUCAUUUCGAAAAGGGAUUAAACUAUCAAAGAAAUGAAAAUUCAAUUAAAAAAUCACUCUAUUAAAUAAUAACAACUAGUUUAAAAAUAGUAAACAAUCUAAUAAAAGUAUGAUAAUUUGUAAUUGCUCUAUCAAUCCAUCAAAGGGAACAACAAUAAUAAUACUCAGCCAAAGGACACUGUUAUCAAAUUUCCAAAAGAUCUGGUUAUAUUGAAAUUGCAUCAGAAGAGAGUCACCAUGAGUCAAUUUAAUGAUGCAAUUGAGACAUUAAAAAAGGCAAAAAACAAACAAGAGUUUAUUUCGCUGUUGCAAUAAGAACCAUUUUAAUUAAGCGAAAGUGAAUCACAAUAAGUUGUGGAUAAGCUAACUGGGACAUAGACAUUAUCUUAACAAUUUAUUACUCAAUUAAGUUAUCACUCCUUAGAGGGUCUGGAUGAGUAAAAGGCACAAUAAUUAAUCAAUAAGUCUCUUUAAUCUAAAAAAGACCGUGUACGAUAGUAUUGGAUUUAAUACAAAUACAAAAAGGUUGGAAGGGACGAUAUUAUAAAAUUUAUAUAGGCCAUGAAUUUUAAUUGGGAUUAAUAGAUAACAUCCUAUUUUCUAUUAGAAAUAUUUUAAAAUACUAUGUCAAAUAACAAUGUUACUGAUAAUAGUGAAUAGAAUUCUCAAAGUAUGAGAGUAUCUAUAGACUUUGUAACAAAUCCUUUUUCAAGGUAAUCACAUCAUAAAAGCUCAAAUGAAGUCUAAUAAUAGGAUAGCUUUAUUAGAGAUCUGAAUGAGUAAUAGAGUAAUUAAUAGGUCAUUGAGAAUUUUAAUCCAAAUGAUGAAGUCUUAAUUAAUUAAUUUUUCCCUGCUGAUGAAGAAGACAAAUAGUUUGAGAUAAUCAGUAGUUGUCCUCAAGAGAAAUUGACUUCAAAGUACUAACAAUAGAAUGAGAUUCAAGAGGUGAAUGAAGAGGAUAUGCUAAGUUCUAAGCCAUAGGAUGAGGAUAACAUUAAUGAUAUGGCAUAUUUAGAAAGCAAUCAAUAAGAAGAAAUAGUUUAGGAAGUAAAAAGCCUUGAAAUUUUGAGUGAUUAUCAAUAAUGA